UGACUUUAAGAUAUUGAGUUCUAUUUGAAAAGGUUUAAACGAUAAUCUGGCUUUUACUUUAAUAAUGUACAUAUUUUAUUUAACUUUUAAGGUUUGGCAUGGUAUAAAUAUUAUUUACCUGCUUCCUUUUCCGCCUUUCAAUUGCAAUUUGUGAAAAAACCUCUCGAUACACGUGAUUGAAGGCGAUUGACAGAAGUAUUGAUCGGUGCAUUGGCCCUUUGUUUACACCGUCAUUCUUGUUGUUCUCCCAAGCUUAUAACUAUUGCAAGCACUAGCAAGUACAGUAGAUACUCGAGAGGGUGGAACUCUAUCACCUGAUUGCAGGGAGAAACAUGUUUGAGCGUGUUUGCCUCGGUCGGAGCUCAAAGUGGUACAGUUGACGCAGCGGAAAACUAAGCCCAACUAACUAAUGAUCGUAAACUACCAACAGCGAGAACAGUUGAGUACCGACAGAAGUUCCACUGUGCUGAGCCGUAGACCCACCUGAAACGCCCGUCAACACCUUGACAUUGAUUGCUGCGGCAUUUGGCCAACGAAAGGGGGAAGGGGUAGGAACAGACGAGGAAUGGAAAAGCCGCCGGAACAGAGGAAACCACAAAUGGCCAAUAAUUCAAAUUCAAAUGCAACAUUUCAAUUGGCGGUGUCCGGAAGACGCUCGUGUCCGCGGCGGAGAAGGCGCAAGAACUUGGCCAACGAGACGUAUACUUGAUGUGUGUGCGUGUAGGUUUUCCGGUUUCGGUUUGGGUUUGGGUUUUGUAUAUCGCAUCGCAAGUGCAAAUCGAUUGCCGGGCCAGCUAGUUUAGUUAGGCGUCUCCCUGAUAAGAUACCAGUACCAGUUGCGACCGCUUGCGGAGAAUUCCGCCAGAAGAAAAGCACAUUCGAGCCCCUGAGCUUGGAGCAACUGUUCCCCGCCGGUUAUACAACCACUGUAACAAAACCAGUAAAAAAAAAAAAGAACAUUGUGGAAAAUGUCUGCCUUGGCCAAUGGAGGAAAGGAGGAGGAUCUGAAAAUUCUGGCCCAGCUGAAAAGCAUCGAGCAGAUCAACGAGCAGCGCCGCAUAUUCCUCAACAGCACGAUCAACGAGGAGGAGACGGAGGUGACAGCGGGCACAAACGGAUCGACGAUUCGGGAGGAGGAGGACGUGGAGCAGAAACUGAAAGGUUUGGACGAAGCCGAGUCCCCGAAGAGCCCCGAGGAGAAGAUGCAGCAAGCAUCAGAUGACACAGUAGCACCACCGGCACAGGAGCAGCCAGAGGCCAGCGAAAAGGUGGAGCCAGCCAAGCCUCUGCCCCCCAAUACGCUUGCCCUGAACGUGAAAUACGCCACGCUGCCAAGUCCCAAUGUGGUGACCCUGCGAUCCCCACUCUCGCCGCCACCCAAGCCGCCCAUGCUGGGCCGCACGCGGAGUAUAGGCUCUGGCGAUGGCAAGAGUCCGGCGAGCAAUGGAACUCUCUCGCCCGACAGCUCGAUAAUCCGCCAGAGCUUUCCCGAAGGCGUGACCACGCCCAGCAAGUCGGCAAAGAGCCCGGCCACGCCCAGCGAGGAAGCGCCGGCGACGGUCUCCGCCCGCCACUACGAGGGACUCAUCGAGGAGCUGCGGUGUCCCGGCUGCGCUGGCGCCAUGAAGGCGCCCAUCCUGCUCUGCAAGAGUGGCCACAGUGUCUGCGAACAGUGCACCCGCAUUCUGCUCAUGUGCCCGCUCUGCAAGGAACCCUUCACCAACUCGCGAUCGCUGACCGUGGAGGCGCUGUGCGCCAAGGCUCACUUCCGGUGCGGACACGCCUCCGGCGGCUGCCAGGUGCGGAUGCCGGUCGUCCUGCUGCCGUGGCACGAACAGCAGUGCAUGUACAAGCCGAUGAAGUGCUUCAUGGGCCGCGUGUGGGGCGACUGCCGCUGGCAGGGACGCGAGGUGCAGUGGAAGGAGCAUCUGGAGGAGCAGCACGACGACCGCCUGUUCCGGUCCAGCAGCGCGGAUCUGCAGUGGAAUCUGGCUACGCGACGAAAACCGCUCACCGGCUACUACGUCUUCCAGGCGCACGACGAGAUGUUCAACUUCUACGAGAUCCACGAUCGCCAGCGCGUUCUCUUCACCAUGACCUGCACGUCGAACCGGCGCGACAGCAAGUACAACUACGCCUACGAGGUGACGGUGCUGCAGCCGGAUAACGAGGCGCUGUCCAUGACCCAGAAGUUUCCCGUGCACAGCGAGUACGACAAGGACAUCCUCAUGGAGGGCACCUGUGUCAGCAUUCCGCUGACGGAGCUCAAUCGCUUUCUGGACCAGGACAAGGUUCUCCACUAUCGCGUGAGUGUGCUGGCGGUCAAGUCGCCGCGUCGCGCAAAACCACCGCGCCAAAGUCUGCCGCAGCCGGUGGACCUGGAACAGACCGCGAAUGGCGGCGUCAACGGGAAGAGCGUGCCGAGCAACAUGAUCAUUACGCGCACCUACAAGGAGGCCAUCGGCGAGGUGGCCAAAGCGGAGGCGGCCACUCCGGAAACGGAGGAGAAUCCAACUACCGACGACGCUGGGUCCGAUGGAGCUGCCGGUGUGGAACUGGAGCGCAAGUGGGGCACACCGCAGCUGCACUUUAAUCGGAAAUAUCUGCGGAACACUCUGAACGACGCCACGCCCGUGGAGGACGAGCUGCGGCCGCUGGCCGCUGAUCUGCGCAAUGGACAUGGCGACGACAAGCUCUCCCAGUGCAGCAACAGCACGAGUUACACGAAAAAGGUAUCGGAUUCGCUGCGCAGAAGCUUCCGGGCACUCAAGGCGGAUAUCGUGGAGAUGCGUCCGUUCAGCAAGAAGGCAGUACGGGCUGGCUCUUCCUCUCCGGUGCAAACCAAUGGCAAAUAGUGAUGCGAUUUUCUACGUCGUUGUUAUUAAACUGCAGUUUUAACAGUCCAGUUGCAAGCAUGUAAAUAUAGCAAAUGUUUUAAUCUAUUGAAUAUGUACUAAAAGCGAAAUCAAAAAUAAAUUAUACUCUACAAAUGUU
Drosophila yakuba is the source of this 2994-nucleotide messenger RNA. RefSeq lists its product as uncharacterized. The transcript is spliced from 3 exons. Gene Ontology annotation, cellular component: cytoplasm. The record is from RefSeq and is a predicted model, not a curated record. NCBI's taxonomy places the organism in Eukaryota, Metazoa, Arthropoda, Insecta, Diptera, Drosophilidae. Gene Ontology annotation, molecular function: zinc ion binding; ubiquitin protein ligase activity; ubiquitin conjugating enzyme binding. Bases 969 to 2855 code for a protein of 628 amino acids. Gene Ontology annotation, biological process: proteasome-mediated ubiquitin-dependent protein catabolic process; multicellular organism development.